Messenger RNA from Penicillium chermesinum, 1551 nucleotides. RefSeq names its product putative MFS sugar transporter. Bases 1 to 1551 code for a protein of 516 amino acids. Gene Ontology annotation, biological process: transmembrane transport; carbohydrate transport. NCBI's taxonomy places the organism in Eukaryota, Fungi, Ascomycota, Eurotiomycetes, Eurotiales, Aspergillaceae. Gene Ontology annotation, cellular component: membrane. The transcript is spliced from 2 exons. Gene Ontology annotation, molecular function: carbohydrate:proton symporter activity. The record is from RefSeq and is a predicted model, not a curated record.
AUGACCGGAAAAUAUUUGGGCUUGCGGGGCAAUGCCCUUCUCCGGGCGGCCGUUUGGCUCGUCGUGUGUCCGACAUUCACUUGCUAUGGAUACAACAUGAGUGUUGCUGGAGGGUUACUCACCCUCGAGUCUUUCAAUGACCAAUUCCCUGCGAUGGAUACGAUCCAUGGUGAUGCUGCGACCAAACACAACAACUCGACAAUUCAAGGCACGGUGAUAGCCCUAUACACCGUUGGAGGUAUCUUCGGCUCAUUAUCCUGCAUCUACCUUGGCGAUCUUCUGGGCCGACGAAAAGUCAUUUUCAUUACCAACUUAAUCACAGUCAUCGGAGCCAUUCUCAUGGCUACCUCAUUCCAGUUGGCUCAAUUUAUUGUUGCAAGAUUGGUCCUCGGUCUUGGGAUUGGCGGUUAUCUUGCUACGGUUCCAGUCUGGCAAUCCGAACUCUCGCCAUCACACAAACGAGGCUCAAAUGUUGUCACCGAUGGCAUCUUUGUCGGUAUCGGCGUCACAACCGCUCUUUGGAUCGACUUUGGGUUCUAUUUCAUUAAAGGAAACUCGGUAUCCUGGCGAUUCCCUUUUGCCUUCCAAAUAGUCUUCUGCCUGGUGGCAAUGGCCUCUAUUACCUUCCUUCCCGAGUCGCCCCGGUGGCUGAUCAAAAAUGGAAGGAUCGAGGAAGCUCGGGUUGUGCUGGCGGCUUUGAUGGAUGUCGAGGAAUACUCGGAAACCAUUACAAACGAUAUUUACGAUAUUCAAACCUCUCUCGCCAAAGCCGGAUCGGGAUCCUGGCGCGAUAUGUUCACGAUGGGGGAGCAGCGAUUGUUCCACCGCGCUUACCUUGCUGCGACGGGGCAGAUGUUCCAGCAGAUGUGCGGUGUCAACUUGAUCACCUACUAUGCAUUGAACAUCUUCCAACAAUAUCUCGGUCUCGAUCCUGUUCGAGCCCGAAUCUUGGCGGCAGCCAUGGGCCUCACACAGCCGCUGGGCGGUCUGAUGGCCUUCUUCACAAUCGAUCGCCUUGGUCGUAGGCCACUGAUGCUGUGGAGUGCUGGAGCGAUGGCGGUGUGUAUGGCUGUUCUUGCCGGCACAACCUCCCAGAAAGGUAACACGGGCGCGCUGGUCGUUGCCGUGGUAUUCCUUUACCUCUUUCAAUUCAUCUUCACCCUCGGAUACUCUGGCCUUACCUUCCUCUACGCAGCAGAGAUGGCCCCCCUGCAGAUCCGAGCUGCUGUGAAUGCCGUGUCGACGGCUACGGUGUGGACUUUCAACUUUUUGCUUGCGGAGAUUACUCCUAUCGGCUUCGACACUAUCUCCUACCGUUACUACAUCAUCUUUGCUGCCACGAACGCCGCUAUUAUUCCGUGUGUCUAUUUCUUUUUCCCAGAAACGAAAGGACGUACGUUGGAAGAAAUCGAUGAAAUCUUCGCGCAAUCGAAGUCAAUCUUCGACCCUCCCCGUGUCGCUCGAUCCAUGCUCAAGGUCCAGGUCGGGCAACCGCAAAGCGAGAAAGGGGGAGAGUCCGGGGACGAGGGCCAGAGAAAAGAACAGGCAUAG